This is a messenger RNA of Trifolium pratense (red clover), 1665 nucleotides long. RefSeq names its product F-box/kelch-repeat protein At3g06240-like. The coding region runs from base 58 to 1299 and encodes 413 amino acids. The record is from RefSeq and is a predicted model, not a curated record. Gene Ontology annotation, molecular function: protein binding. The transcript is spliced from 2 exons. NCBI's taxonomy places the organism in Eukaryota, Viridiplantae, Streptophyta, Magnoliopsida, Fabales, Fabaceae.
AUAGGGUUUGUUACUCAAAAGUCUAAAGUGGUAUCGAUAUUUAGGGUUUUCUCUCAAAUGAAGAGAAACAUCCGUCACAGAGGAAGAAGACGCAUGGAGGAGAAGAUGAAGAAGAAGAAGACACUGCCGUAUCUUCCUCAUGAAUUGAUCACACAAAUCCUCCUCAGGUUACCUGUCAAGUCUCUUAUUCUUUUCAAGUCUGUUUGUAAGUCUUGGUUUUCUCUUAUCUCAGAUACCCAUUUUGCAAAUUCACAUUUUCAACUUACCUCCGGAACACACACUCGUAGAAUUCUGCUCAUGUCAACUUCACGUCCUCGUGAAUCUCGAUCUAUAGAUUUUGAAGCAUCGUCACUUUACGAUGAUAGUGCUUCUGUUUCACUUUACCCUAAUUUUAUUCCUUUGGAAUCUUAUUCUUUUAUUAGAAUUAAAGGUUCAUGUAGAGGCUUUUUACUUUUGCACUGUUACUAUGAACAGAGGCUACCGAUGUUCAGGAUUUAUGAUAUCUACAUAUGGAAUCCAUCCACUGGAUUUCACAAAGAAAUACCUUUUUCGCCUUUUGCUUCCGAUCCAGAUAAACAAUAUUUCAAUUAUUUCUAUGGUUUUGGGUAUGAUCAAUCAACAAAUGAUUACUUGCUUGUUAGAAUGUCAUCUGAUUCCCACUUUAAUGAUCUGCCACCACACGGGGAGUAUUUCUCAUUGAGAGCUAACACGUGGAAAGAAAUUGAGGGUACUCAAUUCCCUUAUAGAAAUCCCAUGGAGGAUGAACAGCUCACAGUAGGGUUUCUCUUUAACGGGGCUAUUCAUUGGUUUGCUUAUCGUUGUGAUUUAAACAGGCAAGUUAUUGUUGCCUUUGAUUUACUGGAAAGGAAACUUUUCGAUAUGCAUUUGCCAGAUGAUUUUCACCGCGAACUUAACGAAUUUGGUUUUUGGGUAUUUGGAGAAUUUCUCAGUCUCUGGGCUGUGUAUUAUGGUGAUGAUGUUCAUGAUAAUUCUACACUUGAGGUAUGGGUGAUGAAAGAAUACAAAGUGGAUUCGCCUUGGACAAAGACUCUUGUUCUUCCUUUUGGUGGCACUUCCCGUAAAAACUUUCCCCCAAUAUGUUCUACAAAAAGUGGUGAUAUUAUUGGAACGAAUAGUCAUACUGGAUUGGAGAAGUAUAAUGACCGAGGACUAAUGCUAGAGUAUCACUCCUAUUUUAACGGUCGAUGUGGAUGGGAAGUGGCUUUGUAUACAGAGUCUUUGCUUUCACUCCCUGACAAUGAACAAGCUUAUGAAAGAGGAAUCAAACAAGAAGAAUGAGCUUUCACAUUUUCAAACUGAACUGCUACAUCAUGAACUGAACUACACAGUUACAAAACUACAUAGUUUGAUUUUCAUACUGAAGUGCUGCAAGUGUGUGCUUGUUGGGAUGACUGAUGAAUCUAAAGGCAUACACUUAUAUACCAGUUGGAAAAUAUCCCAACAUAAUCAAGUUAGUUAUGUUUAUAUACCUCCUCUACACUUAUAAAUUAUUAUGUUUAGAGUCUUAUGUCCUUGUAGGAACUAAUCAAGUUGUAGUUAGAGACCUUAGCCAAGACUUGAUGGAGGAAAAAGAAACAAUUAUUGCUUCUGUUUGAUGUUUUUAGUUGAAGUGUGAUGUUAAUAUGAAGUGAAUUAUGUGAUGAA